Pollicipes pollicipes is the source of this 1594-nucleotide messenger RNA. Its product is annotated as serine/threonine-protein kinase VRK1. Gene Ontology annotation, biological process: protein phosphorylation. The record is from RefSeq and is a predicted model, not a curated record. Gene Ontology annotation, molecular function: protein kinase activity; ATP binding. NCBI's taxonomy places the organism in Eukaryota, Metazoa, Arthropoda, Thecostraca, Pollicipedomorpha, Pollicipedidae. The transcript is spliced from 4 exons. The coding region runs from base 5 to 973 and encodes 322 amino acids.
UGACAUGAUCGACGCCUGGAGGCGCCAGCAGGGCCUGAAGAGGCUGGGCAUGCCGCGCUUCGUGGCGAGCGGCUCGGUGGAGUACGGCGGCCAGCGCUACCGCUUCAUGGUCAUCGACCGCUUCGGCACCGACCUGCAGAAGCUGCUCAACAAGAACGGCGCCCGGUUCCCCAUGGCCACAGUCCUCCUGAUCGGCGUGCAGGUGCUGGACACGCUGGAGUACGUGCACAGUCGGGAGUACAUUCACGCAGACAUCAAAGCACAGAACCUGCUGCUGGGCUACAAGAAGGGGACUGAGAACCAGGUGUUCUUGGUCGACUUUGGUCUGGCGUGUCGGUACGCGCUGGACGGUCAGCACAAGCCGUACAGGCCGGACCUGCGCAAGGCGCACAACGGCACCAUCGAGUUCACCAGCCGCGACGCCCACAUCGGCGCCCACUCGCGGCGCGGCGACCUCGAGAUCCUCGGCUACAACCUGCUGCAGUGGGCGUGCGGCCGGCUGCCCUGGCAGGACCACCUGCAGCACGCCGACGCCGUGGCGCGCUACAAGAACCGGCUGAUGCAGGACGUGCCGGCGCUCAUGCUGGCGUGCUUCCCGGACGGACGACCAGCCGGCGCCGAUGCGAUCCAGCACUUCCUGGAGUCAGUGGCUGCUCUAGAGUUCGAGACCGACCCGGACUACGAAUCGCUGCGAGGCCUGCUGCGGGCCGGCCUGCGCACGCUCGGCUCUCCCAGCCGGCUGCGGUUCUCUGCCGCCGUCCAGGUGAGGUCCCGGGGGUGCGCCGGGCGUUCUCGCUGGACGCGCUGCCACCGACUAACCGUUGACGACGUAACCUCUCACAGCGUGCGGAACCUUGCGCAAAGGUCAGCCGUCACUGGAGGGUCGGAGGUGGCCGCGCCAGGCGACGGCGGCCAGCACCGUGGCCGUCGCCGCCCGUUGCUGGGGCCGGCGAGAGCGCCACGCCGCGCGUGACCCCUGACGACGUCAGCGCUGACCCGCCCCACAUCACUCGUGUGAAUCAGCCGCUUUCGAUCCGGUCGAGCCGCUCUGUAUUGAGGCUCCCGAGUGAAGGCGGUAUGCCGACAUGAUGCCGUUGUGUAACUACGACAUUGUGAUUUCUACUCAGGAUAAAUUAGCACCAGGUGACUGCGAUGUUUGCCAUUGCCCUGCCUUCGUUGGAAACCGAAGUUCGACUGAGGUCUCAAUGAAGCUGGGGAACGAAAGUUCGAUGCGUGGAUUUUGCGGCUUUGCGUGCUGUCGUGCUGCGUUGCGUUGUGUGAUAUCUGCCGCUGUGAUAUCGGCUGCGACGACAUGAAAUAUACGCUUAUCCGGACAUGUGUUGUUUCCGUAAUGUAGCCGAAGUACCUCGAGCGUGAGACGACCCAAGACGCUCAGACGAUGAGCACCGUCGCCGCCGCACGCCCCUCUCUUUCUCUCUUUCCUCCGAUGGUCGGAAUCACCUCGAGCGGCGCUGCUCGUCGUCCGUUGUCCCUACCCCCGUCACACUGUACACCGAUCGCCCCCCGACCCUCCUCACCUGACGAUGGCCGGUGUUGCAGGAGGAGCGGGGACUGGCCGCCCGGCCGGCGCGUG